Messenger RNA from Colletotrichum destructivum, 2258 nucleotides. Its product is annotated as Putative MFS transporter superfamily. The coding region runs from base 179 to 1936 and encodes 585 amino acids. Gene Ontology annotation, cellular component: plasma membrane. The record is from RefSeq and is a predicted model, not a curated record. Gene Ontology annotation, molecular function: transmembrane transporter activity. The transcript has 3 exons. Lineage: Eukaryota; Fungi; Ascomycota; Sordariomycetes; Glomerellales; Glomerellaceae. Gene Ontology annotation, biological process: transmembrane transport.
CGGUCUCUGCCUCACAUCCCUCGGCUUCAUCUCUUUCAUCGACAACAGGAAGGCACCCUCGACGAUCUGUUGCUUUGACGCCCUCGAGCCUGGUCACCGCCAUAGUCACGGCACAGUCCAGUCAGAUACCUCGACGACAGACCGUCCUGUUUACGGAUAACGGACUCUUUCCAACACCAUGGGGCUUUUCACCAAGAAGGCUCCUGAGGAGCAUGUCACCGCCGACCCGGCGACGCCCGCCUACGACGAGAAGACGGGCGAGCACCCCGGCGACCGGUCCAGCGAUGAUGAGCCUAUCGGAAAGAAUGUUCAGGCCGGUGUUGCCAAGGUCGAGGCCAUGACUGCUGUCUGGACCAAGCGCGAUCUGAUUGCCGCCUACGUUCUCAUUUGGCUCUUCUACGUUGUCACCUCUAUCCAGGAAGUCUCCAUGCGUGUCUUGUCGCCCUUCGUCACCAGUAGCUUUGCCUUCCACUCGCUGACGGCGACUACCGGCGUCAUGUCGACUCUUAUCGCUGGUCUCAUCAAGCUGCCUCUGGCUAAGAUCCUUGACACUUGGGGCCGUCCCCAGGGCCUCAGCUUGAUGCUCAUCAGCUGGAUCCUUGGCUUUAUCAUGAUGGCUGCCUGCAAGAAUGUCGAGACCUACGCCGCUGCCCAGGUUUUCUACGCUGUCGGAUCCCAGGGCAUUAGCUACUGCAUCACCAUCUUCAUCGCUGACACUUCGAGCCUCAAGAGCAGAGCUCUCAUGCUCUCCUUUGCGACUUCCCCGUACAUCUUCACCACCUGGGCCGCCGGUCCCAUCACCAACAGUAUCCUCAAGAAGAACGGCAUUGGCUGGCGCUGGGGCAUGGGCAUGUGGUCCAUUGUGGCUCCUGCCGUUGUUGGGCCUCUCGUUCUGCUCUUCCUCUGGAACCAGCACAAGGCGAAGAAGAUGGGCAUCAUUGACGGCCGUGGAUCCAUCAGGAACAUUUCUGCCACCAAGGUUGUCAAGUUCCUCGUCGACGUCGACGCUCUCGGCAUCUUGAUCCUCGCCGCUGGCAUGGCCUUCUUCCUUUUGCCGUUCAACAUCUUCUCGUACCAAACCGAAGGAUGGCGGUCGCCCAUGAUCAUUGCUUUCAUCGUCAUCGGCUUCUGUCUCAUCAUUGGAUUCGUCGUGUACGAGAAGUUCCUGGCACCCGUCACCUUCAUCCCGUACAAGCUCCUGUUGGACAGGACCGUCUUCUUCGGCGGCUUGAUGUUUGUCUUCGUCUUCUUCAACUCGGCCGUCUGGGGUUCCUUCUUCAACUCGAUGCUCAUGGUUGUUUGGAACACGACCGUCGAGGAGGCCACCUACAUCAGCAACAUUUACCGCACCGGCUCUUGCUUCUUCUCCAUCAUCAUUUCGGCCCUGAUCUACAAGACUGGACGCUUCAAGCCGUUUGCUCUGUACUUCCUCGUCCCGCUGAUGAUGCUCGGCGUCGGUUUGAUGAUUCACUUCCGCCAGCCCGAUCAACCCGUCGGAUACAUCAUCAUGACGCAGAUCUUCGUCGCCUUUGCUGGCGGUCCCAUUGUUAUCUGUGGUGAGAUGGCUAUGUUGUCGCCUUCCGACCACCAGCACGUUGCUGUCAUCAUGGCCAUUCUCGAUCUCUUUGGCAGCAUCGGCAGCACUGUCGGUUACACCGUCGCCACCGCCAUCUGGACCAGCACUUUCAAGAAGAACAUCACCAAGUACACCCCACCCGGCACCCCCGUUGACACCAUCUACGGCGACCUCAUCACCCAGCUCAGCUACGAGGUCGGUAGCCCCGAGCGCAUUGGUAUUCAGCACGCCUACGGCGAUUCUCAGCGCAUCAUGCUCAUCACCAGUGUCUGCUUCCUGGUUGGCGCCUUGGGCUGCGUCGCCAUGUGGCGCAACAUCAACGUCAAGACGAUCAAGCAGGUGCGCGGAAACGUCGUUUAGAGAGAGUGGACUUUGGCGAUGAUACCCCUUUUUGGAGAGCUUGGGCUCUUGGAUCUAAAAGCGAAAUUUAUUCUUCAUUCUAGACAACCUCAAUGUGGUCGUCCUCGUACACAUUUGAUACGUAUUUUAAUCUAUGAGGGACGUAGAUGACGGCCCUGGCGCACGAUUGUACAUGCUCAUCAUGACCGUAUCUAUCUAGUAAUUAGCUUACGUCUCCAAUCAUCAAAGUUAUGUCUUUACCCGAGACUUGAUUUUCUCGCCGUAGCCUCACUGUAUUGAGCACCCGGCCGACCUUUAAUGCCAAACUCAGUCAUCCUUGUGA